This is a messenger RNA of Corythoichthys intestinalis (scribbled pipefish), 3390 nucleotides long. It is a transcript of the gene gcc1, whose product is annotated as GRIP and coiled-coil domain containing 1. Lineage: Eukaryota; Metazoa; Chordata; Actinopteri; Syngnathiformes; Syngnathidae. Bases 1529 to 3328 code for a protein of 599 amino acids. Gene Ontology annotation, cellular component: Golgi apparatus. The transcript has 3 exons. The record is from RefSeq and is a predicted model, not a curated record.
AGUAGUGCCUCCAUAGAGGUCUUAUCUUGUCCUGGCCGCCCACAUCCCAAACGGUGAAGCAAAUGUUUUUGUACUCCACCGUCUCCACGUUGAACCCUGAAACGCAUCGAAUCGCUCAAUUGGAGCGCUUCUCCUGGUCGGGGACACCCGUGAGCGGUCGGCGGGUGAGCGACGACGACGUCGUGCGCCGGCCAGCCGGCCGGCCUGCUCACCGAUGGUCGGAAUGGUGGUGACGAUCUCUCCCAGCUUGAGUUUGUACAAAAUGGUGGUUUUCCCGGCUGCGUCCAGACCCACUGUCGAGCAGAACGAACAAAGUCACGGACGAAUGCAGAAAAUGGCAAAAAGCCCGUUUACAGGGCGGCCAACUGAACGAGUCUGUCCAGUCAAGCCGGACGACUGCAAGGCGUCAGCCGCCGCCACCGCUCGGUUCCGAAAAAAGUUGACGCGCGCGCUCAGAUUUUCAACACACGAGAGGCUGGCGCGUUGACGGGUGGCCGCCUGCCUGCCACCGCCUGCCUGCCAUCACCCGCCCGCCCGCCCGCUUAUCAUUUUGCGGUCAGCGAGCCGGCGACUAGGCUAGCGUCGUUUAGCUUAGCUUGUGGGCGCUCACUCACCCAUCAGGAUUCGCAUUUGCUUCUUGCCGAAAAACUUGGAAAAGAGCGACGAGAUGGUCAGACCCAUGUUGACUCCGGCCGAGUCGUCGUCCGAGUAUCGAGCGCCUCUGUCGCGUCGGGGCCCGAAAGCGGCCGCAAACUCAAGCUCGGACUCGGAGCUCUUCCUCUUCUUCUUCCUAUCCUCUCGGCUCUCGCUGUGCUACCACGUCCGGGCCAACGCGGAACAAGUGACGUCACGGAGCAGGCCGUUUCCUCGACGUGGAUUCUCCACAUUGGACGCGGCCGCAUCUAAACCAAACCCGGGGGGAAAAUCGCCAUCUCGUUGAUCCUAUUUUUCUGCUGUCGGUCUGGUUUUUUUGGCCUCAUAAUCAUUUCACGGAAAGUCAGCGUUGACACGGCGUCGCGCACCUCACUUCCGGUUCCUUCCACACAACAUGGCGCCCGUCGCUUCACUCGGAUGUCCCGACCGACCGGCCGUUUUCGGCUCGUAAAAACUUCCAUUCGAGCAAAUGACCUAGAAGGAAUGCAACGUGACGGAUGUCUGACUGAAAGGUAAUGCCUUCUGAUUCGCCAUUGAUGCAUUUUACUUUGCAACGGGAUCGGCGUCACUUCCCUUCAAGUAUUUCCAAAGUUCAGGUGGCAAAAACCAAAAUACAGGCCAGUCCAGGUUGGCUCUGCUACUGUGUUUUGCUACUGGCCUUGCGGGUUCUGAAAUAAUCCAACAUCACUAAGAAGGACUUCAUACACAGUAGUAAACCAAGAAGGAGAACGACUGCUCGACUCGCUCCAUUUUCAAAUGGGGCGAUUCGCUUCACCGUCCAAAUGUGGGAGAUGCAAAAAGCGCUUUUUGUGACUCCUUUGUCCCGGCGACAGUCCGCCCGUCCCCCGUCGACCCGCCCUCGCCGAGCGGAGCCAUGGAGAAGUUUGGGAUGACUUUUGGGGGCGGCCCCGACCGGAAAGAGCUCCUGGAAACGCUCGAGUCCCAGAAGAAGCAGCUGUCCCAGUAUCAGAGCCGCUUCAAGGACCUGCUCCACGCGUACAAAAGUCUGCUCAAGGAGAAGGAGGCCCUGGAGGCCAGUCUGGAGGCGCUCGGCGCGUCCCGUCUCGUCGCGCGGGAGCACGGGGAAGGGGGCCCGCCGGGAUGGGAAGGGGGCCCGCCGGGAUCGGAAGGAGUCGCCGCGGUCGGUCCCGGCAGCGCCCGAGAAGAUCGGGGACCGCUCGCGGACGCUCGCGACCCGGGCGUUUGUCCCGCGGACCGGCUGGACGCGCUCGCCGGCGCUUUGGCCACCGUCACGCGGGAGAAGUCUCGCAUGGAGGCCGGCUUCCGGGCCGACCGGCGGCAACUCAAGCGGGAGGCGGACGAGCUGCGGGAGCGCCUGGCGGCCCUCGACAAACAACGGCAGGCCGAGACGCGGGACCUGCGGGAGCAGUUGGCCGAGAGCCGCGCGCUGGCGCUCGGCCGGCGGGAACCCAGCGACCGGUCGCUGCGGAUUCAAGAGCCACGUGAGCUCCCCCCCCGGCCGCGACCGGACGCCGAGCCUAGCCGGGUCGACUCCACGCCCGGGGAAGAAGGGGAGGGAGCGGAGCCCGCCGAGGGGCCCGGCGAGACGGCGGAGAGCUGCCGGGCCGAUCGGGAGGAGGCUCGCGCUCACGCCGCCGAGCUUCGGGUGGCCGCUCUGGAGCAGCGCGUGACCGAGCUCUCCGACUUACUGGGCGCUUGCGAGAAAGCCAGGCGGCUGGAGCAGCGGGAGGCUCGGACGCUCCGCGAACGGAUGGCGCGCUCGGAUACGGAAAAGCACCCGGGCGAGCCGGUUCCGGACGCCGCGGCGCCGAGGGACGAUUUGGACAUAGAGAAGCCGCCGCCGGCCACGCAGAACUCUCCGGACGCCGCCGGAGAGCCCGAAGCCGUCCCUUCCCGCGAGGAGCUGAGGCGGCUCAAAGACGAGUUGGAGGACUACAAGCGUCAAGCGAAGGCGGAGCGCGAGAAGGCCGCCGAGGACGCCCGGCGGCGGCUGGAGGAGCUUGGGGAGAAGUACGUCAAGCUGCGCGCGGAGAGCCACGAGGCCGCCGCCUCGCACCGCGAACUGCUGCGGGAAGAGCGGCGGCGCGCGGCGGCGCAGCUGCACGAAAGCCGGCAGGAGGCGGAACGCGAGGGGGCGGCGCGCCGCGACGAGAUUCUGCGUCUGGAGGCCGAACUGCGCGAGCGGCGCCGACAGACCGCGGCGCUGCUGGACGACAAAGACCGGCAGCUAGAGCGUCUCCGAGCGGCCGCCGCGCCCGACCCCCCGCCGUCGGAAGGGGAGCUCGUCGCCGAGGAACGGCCGGCGGAGGCCCCGUGGCCCGCGCCGCUCCUGUACGCCGAGCGGCUGGCCAGAAAGGAAGCGGAGGCCGAGGCGCUGCGGCGCCAGAAGCGGCGGCUGGAGGACGACCUCCGCCGGCUGCGCGAGCGGCUGCUCGACGACGCCGGACGGCGCCGGGAGGAGAUGCUGGACCUUAAGGCCCGGCUGGACGCCGCCGCCCGGGAGCAGAAGCGUGAGGGCGCCAACGUGGAGUACCUGAAGAACGUCAUCUACAAGUUCCUGACGCUGCCGGACGCCGGCGGGAGGCGGCAGACGCUCGACGCCAUUCUCGCCAUCCUGCACUUCAGCCCGCAGGAAAAACACUGCGUCCUCGGGCAGCAGGGAGCGUCCUGGUGGAGCGGCCGCAAAAGAUGACUGCGGUCGACGGCUUUUUCCACAUUUCGCGUGCCAAACGUUGAAACAAAUAAAUCACAUUU